Molecule: messenger RNA, 4039 nt
Organism: Patella vulgata (common limpet)
Lineage: Eukaryota; Metazoa; Mollusca; Gastropoda; Patellidae
Product: probable nuclear hormone receptor HR3
Exons: 10
Coding region: 135-1430 (431 amino acids)
Biological process (GO): regulation of transcription by RNA polymerase II
Cellular component (GO): nucleus
Molecular function (GO): zinc ion binding; nuclear receptor activity; RNA polymerase II cis-regulatory region sequence-specific DNA binding
Source: RefSeq, a predicted model, not a curated record
UUGAAUAUUCUGUUCUUGACCUCAAGUAGUGCGCAGGUUAUUUUUAUCUCUCGCAUACGAAUGAUAUAGUUUUGAUGCAAAAUUUCUGGGUCGAUCGUAAAAAUUUGGGGCAGAUUCAUGAAUGUUGAAUCAAAAUGAUGUCAACAAAUAUGAAAGCCCAGAUUGAAGUUAUACCAUGUAAAGUAUGUGGUGAUAAAUCAUCUGGUGUUCACUAUGGUGUUAUCACAUGUGAAGGAUGUAAGGGUUUUUUCCGACGAAGUCAAUCUGGUCCAGUUAAUUACCAGUGUCCAAGAAAUAAGGCAUGUGUAAUUGACCGUGUUAAUAGGAAUAGAUGUCAGUAUUGUAGAUUACAGAAAUGUUUAGCUUUGGGAAUGUCCAGAGAUGCGGUAAAGUUUGGUCGAAUGUCGAAGAAACAACGUGAAAAGGUGGAAGAUGAAGCCAACUUGGUAAAACAAAGUCGUUUAAAUGGGUAUGAACUUCCUUCUCCUACAUAUAACAACAACAACAACAAUCAGUUUGUCACGUUAACAACACCAGGAUAUGGUUAUACGUCAAAUGGUUAUAGUUAUACAUUAUCUGGUAAUCAACAGCAAGAUUAUCCUGUAUCACCUGAUACAGCCAAUUAUCCUAGUUCACCUGGUCCACAUCCAAUAUCUCUUGUUAGACCUGUAGACCUCAUGGAUCCUAUAGUGACAUUUGGUAAAGCUAUUACAGAAGCCCAUCUUAGAACAUCCCUUUACAGCCCUGACCAAAUAGAAUCAUUAAAACAGCAGACUGUCAGUCAGGAACAGAUUGAUUCAUAUAAACUGAUGAAUCACUUUCAAUUAUGGAUGGAAAUUGCUGAAAAAAUUACCCUAGCAGUUCAACAAAUUAUAGAAUUUGCUAAAAUGAUUCCUGGUUUUAUGGAUUUGUCUCAAGAUGACCAGAUUAUGUUGUUAAAAGCAGGUAGUUUUGAGCUGGCAUUAUUGCAGUUAUGCCGAGCUUAUGAUGGAAUAACAAACAGUGUUAUAUUUGGAAAUUCAUAUAUACCUCUUGAAGCAUUUAGUGCUUUAGAUGAUGAAGAAAAGAUGGUGAUGGAGAAAAUAUUUGAGUUUGUGAAAGCAGUGCAGACUUAUAAAUUAACAGAAGUUGAAAUGGCUUUAUUUAGUGCUCUCAUCUUAAUCAGUGCCGAUCGUCCAGGAUUAAAAGAUACAGGCGAUAUACAAAAAUUGCAUGAAAAAAUACAGGCAUCAUUGAAGCUUGAAAUUGGUAAUAAUCACCAAGAUGACGCAGAGACAUUGGCCAAAUUAGUGGCUCAAAUCCCUGUUGUGAGAGGUUUGAGUUUGCUGCAUGUUCGUAUCUUACAAAGAUUCAGGGAUUCCCAACCAGAUGUCGAGUUUCCAGCUUUACAUAAGGAACUUUUUUCGGCAGAAACAACAGAAGCAUCGUGAGGACUUCCCUUUGAAAACAACAUCUCUGCAAGUGUGCUUUGCAUUUGAUUCUAAAGCAUAAAACUAUUAAGAAAAAAAUGAAAAUAUAUUUUAAAAGAAUGAUUGACUCUGAUUUUAAUCUUGAAUGAUUUAAUGGCAAAUAAGAAUGAACAAUGAUCUAUCCUACUUGGUGAAUGGAAAGAAUAAAAAUAUAUAUUUACAUUAAGUGCUUUGAUUUGACUUGUGUGGGUGGAAGGCGCCAUCAUGAAUAAUAGGCAGGAACUUGUUAUUAAACAAAACUGUGAUGAUAUGAAGCUGAUCCCCUCGUGUUAGAAAUGCUGUAUAUCUUGUGUUUUAGAUGGUCCGAUUCCACUCCAAAUGAUGUUUUAAGAGGAACAAGACCAGGCAUUAAUAAUGAUUAUUUUUAAUGAAUUAUUUGUUUUAAUUGUUUUAUAUACAAUUACAAUUCCUAUAUACACAUUUCACAUUAUUUUAGCUUUAAUAUAUCUAUUAUUAUGUUUCAAUUUCAAUGAUGAAAAGGUACAAACAGAUUUCUUGACAAAUGAGAAACAGGCAUUAAAAUCGAAAUAAUUAGGGAUGACCGUAAAUGGUUAAUUCAUGUCAUGGAAUAAAUAACUUGCACAAUGUAACAGAGAAAAUGUAGAUUGUCAUGUUUUUACAUGCCUGUCAUUGUUCCAAAUUAAAAUGUAUCUGAUUUAGUGUUCUGUUUAACUGAAGUAAUGUCUGAACAUGUCUAAAAAUUAAGUGCUAUCUUGUGUCACAUUAUUUGAUUUUAUUGUUUGAUUUCUUAACUGAUAUUUUAAAUAAAACACUUUUAUUGGUAUAAUUUCUUUUUCCUGAACUUUGGAUUCCAGGCAGGCCCUGAAUCCACUCCCUAUUUAGUGCAUUCUCUUCUUUCGUUGAAAAGUGAGGUAAAACCCAAGUCUGUAUUUAACUUGAAGUAGUAGAUCCAGAUGAAGACAUCAUCAUUGUGAAAAUGAAAUAAUGUGUAAUUUGGGGGGGUACUGAAUUGGAUUUUCAAGGUAAAAAAAAAUAUAUUUCAGUAUGUACAUUGAUAUCAAGAACGAUAAUUUCUGAUUCUAUCUACUUGAAAAGUGCCAGUAAUACAUUUUUUUUUUUGCCCACUAAGGCUGCGUUUAUAUUUCAUGAGUUAUCUAAUUUUCUGACAGACAAAGGAAUUGCAAUUUAUAACAAGACUCCUGAAAAACAGAUUAAUUUGUUUCAUUCUGAAGUGUGACGACAGCCUUAGACUAUUUUAGUUUCUAGUGUUAAUAUUUAUAGGUUUAUUUUUUCAUGAAAUUUAUGAUAUAAUUUGAUUUAUUACGACAAAUUGUAUGAUAUAGCGUCUUACUAUUAUAACGUAUGGUGUAUAGGCGAUGUAAAAAUGAUACACAUAUUAUAAUCAUAUAAAAGACAAACUUGUUACAAGUCAUGAAAUAAUGUAUAUAGAAAUAUUGUUGGGACAAAUCAUAUUUUCAUGUUAUCAUUGAUUUUAUUCUUUAAUCCAUAAUAUUGUUAUCUGCUUUAUAUUAUAGCCAUAGUUACUUCUACUGAGAGUCACCUUUUCCUUUAUUUUUUUGUUUUAAAAACUAUAAAUACAGCACUGCAGAACUUUUCACAUAUAUUAAUUUUAAAACAUUUUACAAAUAUUAUGAAAAUGUAUAUAAGUAUACAUGAUCUGACUAUAAUAUGUGUAAAACAUUUUUGCCUCUGGGCAUAUGAGCAUUUAAUUUCAAACAUUUUGUUGCACUUGAGAUGAUAACCAUAGAUUCUGUUUGGGAACUAUUAUAAAUGUUGUCACGUUGGCAAUUUUAGUUGACACUUAUUUUUUAAAAUUUGGACAUUAUGUGCAUUAAUUUCUGUCAGUGAAAUAUAUUGCAGUGAAUAUUUUACUUAUCUGCUAUACAAAUCCUAUAUAUAAUUAUUAAGGGUUGUUAAUUUGGAAUUUUAGCUCUCCAUACAAAAGAAAUUAUUUUUGAAAUUGGUUGUAAAUUAAUUGGUACUCGAGUUAAAAAUUUAUUUUAAAAAAAAAUGAGGAGUUCAUUCCUCGAGUUGUGUCCCUUAUAUAAAUAUACACCCCAUAUUAUUGACUACAGAGCUGGUCUUAUAUAUCUACCUCUUUCUAUUUGAAGAAGUGAAAAAUUGUUGAGAGCUGUGCCUUCAAUUGCCCCCUCUACCUGGUUAAAACAUUGAUUUGUAAUGUCAUGGAGCUCAAUGUAUAUUACUGUAAUAUUAGAGUAACUUCCCCCUGUUUUUUUUUUAUUUAGGUGAAGUAUUAUAUUAUUAACGUAACCGGUUUACAUGAUGUGAAAUUCUAUGUUUACUAUAUUAUCUCUACUUCUAUAAACACAAAACAUUUUAAAAUAAAAUAAAAACAUGUAGCAUUUGUUCUUGAUGCAGGGAAUUGUAUAAAAUAUAUAAAUAUAUAUAUUACCAUUAUCACAACUUAUCUUAUAUAUCUGUUACUGUACAGAAAAUAUAUCACAUUAUAUUCAUGUAUAUUCAGUAUAUGAUAUAUAUAUAUAUAUUAUAGAAUGUUAUGUACAGUUAUAUUAUCUCCUAUUCACACCAGAUGUACAUGUGGAGAGAAAUAAAUUUGUCUAUGCAAA